AGAAAGUGAUGCAGGAGACAUAAUAAAGCAAGAAGAAUUCCGUGUAGAGAUAGUGACAGCUGCUGGGGAGGAAAUCGAGGAGGACAUUGUGGAGAUGUACUUUGAAAAUAAGAAGCGGUCUGGUGGGGGACCCAUUAAGUCCUGUGUUAAAGAUGGCCAACGAUUAAUUAUUACUUUUGAAAAGGAAGAAGAUGCUCAAGAAGUCUUGCGAAGAAAGAAUCACUCGGUAAAGAAAAUUGCACUUCAUGUCCAAGAAUGUCUGCCAGGGACUCCUCAGCCACUAAUGCUGACUUCUCUAGUUGCGCUUGAGAAUGUGCAGGAGACCAUAGACCAAUGCACGCUGGUUCUGUUGGUAGAAAAUGUCAGUGGCUUAUCCGAAGAAGACCGUGAUUUCAACGUGGAGAUAAUACCUGAGAAAAACGCUGCUGUUAUUACUCUCAUCAAGCCUAAUGACAUAGACCAGUUCAUCAAGGCAUUCAAUGGCUACCGUCGGGUUAAACAGCUGAACAUUUCCGCACGUUCUCUGGAGGUGACCAGAACUAUCUUAGUUGAAAAUAUCCCUUCUGACAUUACCAGCGAUUUUAUUACUUUGUAUUUUGAAAGCAAGAAGCAUGGAGGUGGGCCAGUGUCCGAGGCCAAUUAUCUUCCCAACAAGAACUUAGCCAUCGUUACUUUUCAGUAUAGCAAAGAUUUAGUUACAGUCUUGGCACAGAAGCAUUAUUUCAACAAACAGUCAGUUUUUGUGCAUCCUUACUAUGACUCUUUGGGCACAGCUCUGUAUGGGAAGGCAAGGCCACAACCUAAGAUGCCGGAACCAAUCAGAAUCUCCUUGGAUCUAUACCACUGGCAGUUCUUACAGCGGAAUAGGCAUUUACUUCAGGAAAUAGAUUGUGAAAUGGCCAACCACUGUUGUGAGAUACAAUGGCCUAUAGGACAUUGUGCGCACCCAGAAAUUACAAUUUGUCCUUCACGUGCCUUGUUCAAACAAAAGAAGUCCUUGGCUGGGACUUGGAAUGAAAGUGCUCCCAGCCAAUUUGCUCAAAUUCUGUCAAAGCACAAAGUUGUGAAGUGCAAAGUGACUGCUGAGGUAUGGGAAGCCAUAAGAAACAGCGUAGUAAAAGAUGACAUUUUGAUCUUCCCGGAUAUUCCAGAAGGAAUAGUGGCUUUGGUGGGGGCAGUAGAAGAUGUAAAUUGUGCAGAGCAAGAGAUGAAGGUGCUCAUAGGGAAUGCUGUUAAAAAGAUUGAACGAGAGAAGCAGGCGAUAGAGGUGAUUGUGACAGUUGAUGCUGUAAAGUACACAAUUUUAAAAAAUGCCGGACUACAGGACAGUAUUGGUGUGGAGUAUCCAGACCUGAAGGUUUCCUAUGAUACUUCAAAAGAGUGUAUAAUUUUGUUUGGUGUACCUGCUGAAGUUUAUAAAAUAAAAAGCGAUAUCUUUGAAAGAAUAUCCAGUAUGGUCCAGAAGACUAUUGAUGUUCAUGCUUACGUGCUGGUUUUUCUACAACAUGUAGAUAAUGAGAAUCUGUCACACAUCUUAUUCUGGGCCAAAAAAAUCAACGCCUUUUAUGAGCUCAAGGAGAAGGAAGUCCUGCUGACAGGAAUAACUCCUCGUGACCUUCUACAAGCUGAAGGAGAAAUGAAGAAGGACCUGGACUACAGAUGUGUUGAACUGGAAGACAAUUCAGUCAUCCAGAAGAGCGCCUGGAGGGAACUGACCGAUAGUUUGUACAAGGCUCAUAACUGUUCAGCCGAAGCGAUCAUAAUUAACGAAUUGGAGGAUCGAGUAGUCAUAGCAGGUUAUUUCGGAGAGGUGGCCAGUGCCACUCAGAAGGUCUCUGAUUUUGUUGAUAGCAACACUUACAUACAAAAAACCAUCAAGACUAAUUCUGAGGCCGUCACAAUGUAUGCGGAGAAGGAAAGACACAAUAUUUGGCACAGUCUGGUGCAGCGUGGUGUGAAGGUUGAUUUUGGUGUGCAGACGAAUCGCAAACUGAUUUCCCUUAAUGGUCCCAGAGCAGAAGUUCUUAAAGGACUUGAUCUCAUGAAAAAUCUACUGUCUUCUCUGACUGCUACAAGAAUGAUAGUUGAUAAACCUGGAGCCAAAACUUUGUUCAAGGAACAAGAACAUUUGUAUAUUACAGGGGCAAAGCAACAAUUUAAUUGCUUGAUAAGGCUUCAGGAAGAUGGGGAAGAACUUGAGAAGGACGAUGACAAUGGGAAUGUUCAUGAAGGAUGUGGGAAGCUGUGCUGCGAAGUUAAGAUGGGAAAUGGCAUUGUAGUAGCAGUCCGUAAGGGUGACUUGACUUGCUAUCCAGCCGAUGUUGUGGUCAAUGCGUCAAACGAAGACCUGAAGCAUAUUGGCGGUCUUGCCGAUGCUUUGUUACAAGCAGCAGGUCCCGAGCUACAAAGAGAAUGUGAUGAACUUGUGAGGAGACAUGGACAUUUGAAGCCUGGCUGUGCAGUUAUCACAGAUGCCGGGAAUCUACCAUGUAAACAGCUGGUUCAUGCAGUUGGGCCAAGGUGGAAAAGUUCUGAGAAGGAGAAGUCUAUACUGCUGUUAAAGAAAGCAGUGAGGGAAAGUUUACAGCUGGCAGCAUCCCAUAAUCAUCGUUCUAUAGCCAUCCCUGCCAUCAGUUCUGGGAUCUUUGGAUUCCCGCUAAAAGAGUGUGCCCAUUCCAUUGUGACAGCCGUCAAGGAAACCUUACAGGAACCCACUGGGACUGGCUGCCUGAAACAGAUAGACCUUGUGGGCCUUAAGGAAGAUACAAUUGAGGCUCUCACUGGUGCCUUGAAUGAAGCGUUCAGAGAUGGAUCAUCCCCAUCUAGAGGCAGAUCUUCUCCAUCGAACUCUGAAACUGGUAACCGCCCCAGACAGAGAAGAACAGAACAUCAAGGAAUAACUACUCCUGAAGGCCUGAUGAUAAUACUACACCAGAAAGGAAUCGAAGAUGCCGCAACCGAUGUUGUUGUGAACAGUGUUGCCAGAGACCUAAAGCUUGACAAAGGCCCACUCUCCAAAGCUCUGCUGGGCAAGGCAGGAGCAGGGCUCCAGGAGGAGUUGGUCACACAAGGCCGAGGAAGAACCAUUACAGAAGGCUGUGUGUUAAAAACAAAAGGCUAUGGACUGGGUUGCUCUUAUGUGCUCCAUGCAGUUUUGCCUGGCUGGGCCCAAGGUCAAAAAUCUGAAGACAAGAACUUGGGGAAAAUUAUUGAUGAAUGUUUGACCAUCACUGAACAGCAUUUUCUGACUUCCAUCACAAUUCCAGCGGUUGGAACUGGUAAUUUAGGAUUUCCCAAGCCACUUGUUGCCAAGUUGAUGUUUGAUGAAGUGUUCAAAUUCAGUCAGAAAAACAAUCCAACGGCCCUUCAAGAGGUUCAUUUUGUGUUGCAUCCAAGUGACACUGACUGUAUCAAGUCAUUUACAGAUGAAUUAAACAGCAGACUGGGUAUGGGCCAUAGUGGUGUUUCAGUGUCGAAGCCACUACUUGAGAAUCCCCAGCAAGGCCAAGCUCUGAGUGAACAUGUCUCAGUUACAACUGCUGGAGCUCAUGAAAUGCGUAUUGGCUCAGUUACAUUUCAGGCAGCAUGUGGAGAUAUUACCCAGGAAACUACAGAUGUUAUAGUGAACAUAAGCAAUGCAACAUUUAAUUUGAAAGAAGGUGUUUCCAGAGCAAUUCUGAAGGGAGCUGGACCUGUGGUGGAAGCAGAAUGUGCUCAGCUAGCAUCACAGCUUCACAGCACCCUUAUAUGCACGCAAGGGGGGAAUCUGAGGAGUAAAAAUAUAAUCCAUCUUGUUGCUAAUAAUGAUAUAAAAGGACAAGUUUCUAAAGCUCUCAUGGAAUGUGAGCAAAGGGGGUUCACCUCUGUUGCCUUUCCUGCAAUUGGGACAGGGAAGGCAGCACUGGAUCCAGCUGCAGUAGCUGAUGAUAUGAUAGAUGCCAUAGUGGAAUAUGCGGGCAAAACGUCUGCCCCAGUGGUGACGACGAUUAAAGUGAUAAUUUUCCAGCCACACCUGGAAAACAUUUUUUAUACAAGUAUGCAGAAAAAAGAAGCUGCAACCAGCAAGCCUGGUGCUGGCUCACAAAAAUCAAUUUUCUCUAAAGUGGCAGAAUUCUUUGGUUUCAACAAGCCAGCAACAAAGGCAAAGCCUGCAUUGCUUUUGGAGAGGGCCGUCAAGCCCGCCGUUUUUCAGAUUUGCAGUGACAGCCCGAAGAAUGUGGAGAAGGCAGAAUCUUGGCUCCGAGAUCUGAUUUUAAAGAACCAGAACGAAACCACUGUCUCAGACGAAUGGAUCUCGAGCUUUGGAGAAAGAGAAUAUGAGAAACUGAGAGAGCUCCAGACAAAACUGCAGGUCGUCAUUCAGCCAGAAACGAUGACCUCCCUCCGCGUUUUUGGUUUAACCAGGGAUGUCUUAAGUGCCAACUUAGAAAUCCAAGGAGUGAUCAAAAGGGUCCGGAAAGCCCAAGAGGAGCGGUCCAGGGCUGAUCUUCUCAGCAACAUUGUUGAGUGGCAGUAUGAAGACAGUGGCCAUUACAGAACCUUUGAUAACCUGACAAGCAUGCAUAUAGAACUUGCAUGGCAAAAUAAGAGCAUGCAUGACAUCACCAUAAAGGACAAACGCUACAGAGUAGACCCAGCUCAACUGCGGGCAACAGAUGACCAAGGGAAAACCAUUAAUAUUAAGCGUAUCUCAAAAACAGAAGAUAAAUCUCCAACGGCAGUUCCUGAAGAGUGGGUGGACAUGCAGCAAAAGCGUGUCAUUGCAGUGGAGCUAAAUCCGGGAAUGAAGGAAUAUCAGGAUGUCCAGCAGAUGUUUAGCCAGACGUGCCAGAAAUUCACAAUUGAAAAGAUCGAGAGGAUCCAAAAUCCAUUCUAUUGGCAAGCAUACCAAAUAAAGAAACAGGAGAUGGAUGCCAAAAAUGGCACUACAAAUAAUGAGAAGCGCCUGUUUCAUGGAACGGCAAGUUCAUCCUUGACUCUCAUCAAUAACUCUGGAUUUAAUCGCAGUUAUGCUGGAAUUCAUGCUGCAGCAUAUGGAAAUGGGACUUACUUUGCUGUUAACGCCAGCUAUUCUGCUCAGGAUACCUAUUCGAAGCCAGAUGCAGAUGGGAAAAAGUACAUGUACCUUGCUAGAGUGCUUGUUGGAGAGUACUGUGCUGGAUCGGCAGGCUUAGUUGUUCCAAAGGCAAAAAAUGGAACAGAUCCUACUAACCUGUAUGACAGUGUGACUGAUAAUGUGAGAAAGCCCGCCAUGUUUAUCAUUUUCAAUGAUAUCCAGGCUUAUCCAGAGUAUCUUAUUACUUUUAAGUAAUAAACUUGGGAGGCAAAUCA
Gekko japonicus is the source of this 5331-nucleotide messenger RNA. RefSeq names its product poly [ADP-ribose] polymerase 14-like. Gene Ontology annotation, biological process: negative regulation of gene expression. The record is from RefSeq and is a predicted model, not a curated record. Lineage: Eukaryota; Metazoa; Chordata; Lepidosauria; Squamata; Gekkonidae. Gene Ontology annotation, cellular component: nucleus; cytoplasm. Gene Ontology annotation, molecular function: NAD+ poly-ADP-ribosyltransferase activity; nucleic acid binding; transcription corepressor activity. Bases 95 to 5311 code for a protein of 1738 amino acids. The transcript is spliced from 15 exons.